Messenger RNA from Lactuca saligna, 468 nucleotides. The record is from the annotation of a GenBank genome assembly. NCBI's taxonomy places the organism in Eukaryota, Viridiplantae, Streptophyta, Magnoliopsida, Asterales, Asteraceae.
AUGUGUGAAAGUUCCAGGAAAAACCCUUGUGCAAUUUCAUCUCAACAAGCCAAAAUGAUCAGGGAUGCAAUAGUUUCUGCAAUUAUUUCCCAUCCAAGUCGUGUCAUGGCUAUUAGUGCUUCUUAUGGUGGUGACUUUAAGGAAGAAAGUUAUAUGGCUGUUGCUGCAUUUUCUAGUGAUGCUUCUAUAUUGGUUGUUGCUGCGAUAACUAUCAUCAUAUUGUGGGACCUUGAGAAAAACAUACUCGUGGUUGUAAUUGGGUCUUCUCUUAGAGUGGAUACAAACAUCUUGUUCCAAAUUUCUUGCAUCUACAUCACGAGCUGGUUCAAAUCCACAACUUUCCGUUUGGAGUAUGUCAAAGUUGGCGUUAUCCUGGUUAUACAAGCUUCAUAUAGAAGAGAGGCUUCCAAAGAUGAAGAAAGCUCCUACUUGAGGAUACUUUUGGACAGUAGAGAUGUGUCAAGGUAA